AAGAUACGAGGGGUUGUUUGGAACAUAUUGACAUGAAUUGUCCCUGAUUUAAGUCACCUAUAUGAGAAGAAGUUCAAACAUAUUGAAGCCAUAAAAAUUCUGAAGUGUGUAUUUCAGCACAUACCAUAUUUAAGCAAGGAUCAACUUGAGAAAAUUGGAUGGGAUGAAGCAAUAUACGAUGCUAUAAAGAAUGGAAUAGUUGAGUUCGUGGAUGAAGUGAUUGAAUCUACACCUGAAAUCAUAUGGAGGAAAGAUAAAAAGGGAAGAACAAUCUUUGCACAUGCAAUUGUGCAACGCCAAGAAAAGAUUUUCAGCCAUGUCUAUAAUUUAGGCGCAAAGAUGCGUAUAGCAGUUAUUCGACAUGAUAUAUUUCGCAACAAUUUCCUUCAUUUAGCUGCGAAGUUAUCCCCUCACUCUCAACUUGACCGAAUCUCUGGUGCGGCUCUCCAAAUGCAAAGAGAAUUAGAAUGGUUUGAGGAAGUGAGUAGGAUUUUACCACCAAAAUACAUGGAAGAAGUGAACGAAAACAACAAAACACCAGGCGAAUUGUUCACCGAGGCACAUGCAGAAUUAGUAAACGAAGGAGAGAGAUGGAUGAAGAACACUGCAGCUUCAUGUAUGGUUGUGGCAACUCUAAUUGCAGCAGUCAUGUUCACAUCAGCUUUUACAGUUCCCGGCGGCAACGAUGAGAGAGAAGGAACCCCAAUCUUCUUGAACCGCAACGCAUUCUUGAUCUUUGUCAUUUCAAAUGCAUUUUCGUUGUUUUCUUCUUCCACUUCUGUGUUAGUGUUCUUGGGAAUCCUCACUUCUCGCUACGCAGAAAAAGAUUUUCGCAAAUCGUUGCCUACGAAAUUGAUAGUUGGUCUUUUCACUCUCUUCUUUUCUAUUGUAACGAUGAUGGCAUGCUUUGGCGCUGCCAUUUCUCUGGUUCUUGAAAAACGAUUGCAUUGGGUUGGCAUUCCGGUUAUUGUUCUUUCUUUAAUUCCGAUCGCUCUCUAUGCUUCAUUUCAAUUUCCUCUUCUUAUCGAGAUAAUGAUUUAUACAUUUGGAGGUGGGAUCUUUAAGAAGAAGAAAGCGACAAUGCAUGAAGGGANUGGCAAUUCUCUGGAAUCUCUAGUGGUUGGAUUCAACAAAAAUAAGUUGUCAUAA
This is a messenger RNA of Pistacia vera, 1149 nucleotides long. RefSeq lists its product as uncharacterized. Bases 340 to 1149 code for a protein of 269 amino acids. The record is from RefSeq and is a predicted model, not a curated record. The transcript is spliced from 3 exons. NCBI's taxonomy places the organism in Eukaryota, Viridiplantae, Streptophyta, Magnoliopsida, Sapindales, Anacardiaceae.